Molecule: messenger RNA, 886 nt
Organism: Phanerochaete carnosa HHB-10118-sp
Lineage: Eukaryota; Fungi; Basidiomycota; Agaricomycetes; Polyporales; Phanerochaetaceae
Exons: 1
Coding region: 44-658 (204 amino acids)
Source: RefSeq, a predicted model, not a curated record
UGACCACCUAUCGUCGUCUAGGUAACUUAUCCUUAACACAGCUAUGAACGCAUGCAUUCUUACCCCCGGUGUCCGCAAACCCCCACACACUCCUACCUUCACCUCCAACUCGUGGUCUACUCAGCUGUCCACGGGCCCACAGGCCUUCGGAAGGAUUGGCUUGCAUGUAUCGCCUCCCGGUGCGUGUGUUCAGGUGUCUCGGUCACGCAUUCCAUACUCAACUCUCGGAACAGACGCAGAUCUCACCAUGCUCAUGCAAGCCGACUGGGCGAACGUCAGCGCUCUCGACGAGCUCGCAAUCACCAUGCAUCCCGGCACUGCCUGCUCCGACGACGCCACAGUCGCCAUGGCGCGCUGCAUGAAGACAAUCGUCGCCUCGCUCGCCCCGACCCUGCGCAUCACAGCCAUCACGAUCUGCAACCCGCUCCCCGUGUCGGUCCUGCGCUACAGGGCCACGCACGACGUCUCCGGCCUGAUCGCUCAGCUGAGGCGCGUGCUGUACGGGCUGGACGCGGAGCUGAGCCGGCGCAUUGCCGGCGGCACCCUGCAGCGCGUCGUCUUCGCGUCGCACCCGAACGCCACGCCCAUCGCUGAGGACGAGAAGGCGCGCGUGCGCGAGUUCUUCCCCGCACUCGCCGCCUUCCAUGAUGUUAUUUGAUUAUACUUUCUACAUGUCUACGGUUCCUGAGACCCCCCUCCACUCGUUUCGCUCAUUUUUUCUGGAUGACCGCGCUCGCGUGCGAGCAACAUUCCAGGCUCUUCGUUUACUGGUGACACUUGCUUUAAUCACAACUAAUCAAUCGAUACACUGGAUGUAACAAAAAACUGCUUACCCACUCAACGAAUUUAAUUUUAUGGGACAAUUGGGGAUUGGGGCAGAAUUUGG